This is a messenger RNA of Acanthoscelides obtectus, 1464 nucleotides long. The record is from the annotation of a GenBank genome assembly. NCBI's taxonomy places the organism in Eukaryota, Metazoa, Arthropoda, Insecta, Coleoptera, Chrysomelidae.
AUGGAACUCAACCGAGAACAUUUUCGCGCUAUAAUUUAUUACAACUUUCAGAGACAAUUAUCACAACAAGAAUGCCUUGCUGAGUUACUGUCUGUUUUCGGCAACGAAGCGCCACAUCAGUCGAUAAUUUCCCGUUGGUAUGGAGAAUUCAAACAUGGACAGGUGAGUCUUAGCGACGAUCCCAGGGAAAACGUCGAUGCUGUGCGCAAACUCAUCAUUGAAGAUAGACAUAAGAUCUCAAAGACCUCAAUUCAAAAAAUUUUACAUGAAGAAUUAAGAGUAAGAAAAGUAGUUUCUCGUUGGAUACCCCACCUGUUGACUGAAGAACAGAAAGCAGUUAGGGUUAAUUGGUGUCAAAAAACGCUUGACCAAAAGCCAACAAAAGUCAUCCGUUCUCGAAGUGUUUCGAAAAAGAUGGUCGCGACAUUUGCGUCAAAAGCGGGUCAUACUGCAACAAUUCCUCUUAAUGAGCAAAUAACUGUUACUGCGGAUUGGUAUACCACCAUUUGUUUGCCAAAAGUCAUCACCGAGCUUCGCAAAAUCAACCCCAAAAGAAGAAUCAUCCUCCAGCAAGACAAUGCAAGCUCGCACACAGCCCAAAAAACAAGGCAGUAUUUAACGGAAGAAAACCUUCCCGAUCUAAGACCUAACGAUUCCUUUACUUUCCCGAAAAUUAAAAACAGACUGUGUGGUCAAAGGUUUCAGUCACCAGAAGAAGCAGUUGACGCAUUCAAAAAUGCCGUUUUAGAUCUGCCAAAUUGGUUCGAGCCCAUGCAGAUCAGCUCACACGAAUCAUCUGUAAACUACGACCGUGAGCUGGAUGCUAUUCUGGAAAGGUACGAAGAAGCGGCCAAGAACGAGGACCAUUAUCUGCUGUACACGCAGUUUCCAAAUGGAUCAUACCAAAUUGGAUGCGGUCUAAGCCCAGCGAGAUCAUUUACUCCUGCUGUAAUUGUGUGGAACUCAUCACGGUUGAAACUAUCUUUCAGUUCCUAUGAGUGGGAACAAUUAAUCACCCAGCUCAAUGUGGUAACGGUGAAGGAGACGGAGGAGCAGGAGGAGGAGAAGAACCUUCCUGACAAGUAUGAUCCUGUCGAAAUCGAGUGCGGUGACUAUUGCAGAAUUCGACGACUAAUCUAUGAUAGUACGAAAAUUCUCGAAAUAACCAAGCACAACAUUAGUUUCUACCUCUCAGAAAUGGACGUGAACGCUCUUUUAGAAGCAAAUAAUGAACUUUUAGUACCGUAUAUGUCUAUGCUAGAAACUGUUGAAUUUCCAAGCUAUUAUUAUAAUGCGCUUAAGAUUGUUCGAGCUAGUUUUAAUGAUCAAAAUUAUACGUUUUCAGAUGCUAUUCAAAAAUUGUAUACAUUUAAGCUCGUAGGCUGUACUUUACAACAUAUAGCGUUAGGACAACAUAUAUUUUUCUAUAGACAUAGGAUCGCUAAUGAUCUUGAACGAUUUUAA